Linum trigynum is the source of this 3764-nucleotide messenger RNA. NCBI's taxonomy places the organism in Eukaryota, Viridiplantae, Streptophyta, Magnoliopsida, Malpighiales, Linaceae. The record is from the annotation of a GenBank genome assembly.
CUGGAAUGCUUGACAUGCAAACUUCAAAUUCAAAUUACUAUAGAACUUCAUGGAACUCUCAAGCGAGCAGCACUACAGAAUGAUUGAUCCUCAUCAUUACCGUUUACAGUUACCUUUGUAAAGCGUACCCCCAAUAUGUAAGCAUCUAAACUUAAUUCGAUUCUUAACAGAAACCAACAUAUUAAUACAAAAAUGCAACAGCAUUAUCUCACAAAUCAAAAACAAACUGUUCCCUGACCAACAAAAUUACGAUACCCAGCAGGUCAGGUGACAACAUACAUAGAAACUGAACCUCAUAGAGAAUACAUCAUCUCCCACCAGCAUUCACUCCUAUUUAGGCCCGAUAGCGAAUGACAACUUCGGCCUUGACUUGUUCUUACCCAACAACUUUAUCUGUUUUGAACGUUCUUCCUCCUCUUGUUGUUUCUUUCUUCUCAUUGCUUCCUCCUUCUGUCUUUGCAACUCUUCUAGUUCCCUAUACCUUUCCUCUUCUCUCCUCAUCUGCUCCAGGGCUUCCUUCCUUAGAGCUUCUUCCACUUUCCUCUCUUUCGCUUCAACUAUCCUCUCCUGCAUUUCCUUCUCUUUAUGUGCUCUUUCCUAGGAGUGCACACAUCAGCAGGACACAACCAAGCAUGUUAUACGACUUCCAUACAUACUAUGAUUAAUCAAAUAAAAUCCACACCUAUCUUUGAUUAAGAAUAAUUCUUUCGCAUGCUAGCUAUUAGUUAUGCACAUGUAGUACUUCUUUGCUUGAAUAUAUGAACGUAGAUUAUGCAUAACAAACAACACUCUCAACUUUAUUUAUGUGUAAUUAAGCGGCAACAAGAAAUAAUGGGAACCAGCCACUAGAUUGGCAGACAUCCUUUUUCGCAGCACCUCAAGGGUUCUGAUCCCAAUUCAACAGUUAUGCGAGAAACACUUAAACUAAUCACAUGUCCUAAUCAUGCCACCUUCAGAUCAGACAGUUUUAAUAAGAGAUGUGAGAUAUUACCAGGAAUCAUUUUCCUAUUAUCAAAGGGUAGAUAUUCAUGUCUAUCUUGCACAUCCAUCACAAUGAGUACCUCAAUUUGUCUCGUUUCGGUAGCAACAGCUUCCUUUUCUUUCUUAAGUUGAGCAGCUACUUCAUCCAUUAGUGCUUUCCGUCCUUCGUUUAAAUGUCGUUGUAAAUACUGCUUAAUCUCCUCAGAGGCCAAGCUCUCCUCAACUUUCCUCUGGAUAGCUUCUUCCAACCUCUUUGCUGUCUCUUCUACUACUAGCUUAACCUCUGCUUCAUGUUGCUGCCUGAACAUAUAGAAACAAGUUAAUCCAGCAAGUGGACACUCAUUUAGAGCAAAGAGAGGAAACCUCCUUCAGUCCCAUUUCUCAUAUCCCAACAAAUGCUAGCCCAAAACAGUGAUUGACACUGCAAGUGCAAGCUCACUUGUGCUAUUCCACUCUUCCGAUCUCUGUUUUUUCUACAAAUCUACAAUAUAACAACUGUGAACUAUAGCAUACUAACCUUCAAGGUGAUGACUUUUCUACAGAUACGCUUAUGCAUCAUGAAGAAUUAUAGCAUACCUCUAACUGAAAUCUGAUCAAGCAAUGAGUACUAAAUUUUGGUGAACAAUAGGUAAAGGAAGCUUCCAAUUUCAUCACCAAAUAUUACAAGUGCAAAAUCUUCUUCAGAAAUCCUGUGGAGAAAAAGUCAAGUAACUUGCUACAAAAGCAAGACUACUCCAAAAAAUAUUAUAUUACUUGCGAUAAAAUAGUACAUCUAUCAUUGGAAAACAGAGGUCGUGAAUAUGUUAAAAACAAUAAAGCAAAGAGAGACCCAUAUUCCCUUCUGUAAAACAUUCAUGGAUUAACAUAGAGUUCAAUGUAGAGCCAACCGUAACACAAGAAAACUUUCAAAUAGAGCCUAUAAUAUCCAUUAAACACUACCAAAGUCUCAGUUGGAGUCGAUAAUAUCCAAAUGAUUGAUUUCCGGUUUACUCAACGCAAAUCAAAAAAAUUAAUUGGGUAGUUUAACACUGUAUUUUUUAUCCAAUUGAAUCCCCGUAAAGUUUACUUAAAGUAAUGAAUAAUUGACUUCUAAUGAUUAAGGAUCCAUACCUACGAUGAUGAAUUUAAUUGUUAUUGAGUUUUGUCAACCAAGAAAACUCGUGUUGGCUGAAUUAUAUGAAGCCAGUAAACAAACCGCAAAACCGUGGGUAUCUGAGCAUGAAUACCCGGAGGCAUACCAAAAUUAUGUCAAAGCACAUCCUUUUACUUGUCUUUCUAGUAAAAGAAAUGUGUGAUGUAAGUUAUUUAUGGGUUAUUCUUCUAUAUAUGGCUAACACAUCCAUGUUAAUCUUCUUUCACAGAUAAGGAAAGGAAUCAAUCAUACAGCAGGUUGUCUUCCGGAAGAAAAAAUCUCAUAGUCCUCUUUCGGGACCGCUAUGUUGUUGCAGUCUAUUACAGUAACAAUUUAUGUCAUUGAAGGCAAUGAUGAACUUCCCAAAAUUACAAAUGCAAGAUAAAAAUUUGAAAGAAACGUGACAAGUGCAGUCUAAGAAGCAUUCAGGUCUAGCAUAUACCUUUUCCUCUCCUCAUCUUCUUCUUUUCGAUCCUUUUGACUGUUUAUUUUCAGCUCCGUAUGCCCAGGACUUGGAAUAGAAGAAUCACGAGUAGGAGACAAGGAGAAACUCCUGCUUCUAUGCUUCUUAGGGCGCCUUGGAGUUGGUGAACGAAGUUUAUGGCGUCUUUGUUUUGGAGAGCGAGACCUGCGGCGCCGUGGAGUAAUAGAGCUGCUUCUCCUUCUGUACAGAACAAAGAUAACAUUGAGCGACAACAGGAACUAAAGCCAAAAACUAACAUUGUUAACCAAACUCUUGUUACCCCACAGUCUAGCAUAUGGUAAAAAGCAUAUACAGUUACCUCUAUACGGUUAAGAAAUAUCAUACUGAGCUCCACUGUUUUUCACAUGAAGAAGCUCAUAUCACAAUCGAGCAACGAAAGGAUACCCAUCAGCCCCAUCACCUGUUCAGUUCCCACGUUUGCAAUGUCCUUUUCUUUUCUCUUUUUAAUACUUCUAUAACAUUAAACCACAGUCCAAAGCAACUUUCAUGCAAUGACUGCUUAGCCCCAAACAUGGAUGACAAGAAAUACUUAGAACUACAUUAUAAUUGGGUAAGAUCACAUUCAUAAAAUUCCAAUAGAACAAAUGACACAGGAAAACUGCUUAUAGCAUUACUGAAAUGACCACGGCACUUGAAAAUCAGGAAUAGGGCCAAUGGAGAAAGGGAAAGCAUCAAAAGAAUCUGAAGAGGAUGACCCCAUGGAGAAAUAGGAACAUAUCAGAAGCGAGUAGGAAAGAAUCGCUUCUGCUUAGGAACUUGAUCACAUAGUGCUUCUGCAAUGGUUGAUAUGUAAACUCCACUUAGCUACAUAUAUUAAAAUGUUUUGAGAGUAACUCAGCAGCAGCAUAUCCAUCACUCUGCAGCAAAUCAAAUGACCACUCCUAACAUGAAAAGACGACUCCAUCCAACUUUUAAUAGAGCAAAUGCAGACAGGGAGCGGGGGAAACUACUUAUAUAAGGCCCUAUAUCAAAAGAAUUCCUCAACCUGAUAAUUUGUUGUUGGAAUGAAUUCUCAAAUUCCUGAUCCGUGGACAUACAACAUGUCAUUUGGGUAAAUCGCUAAUCCUAGUACUUGCAACUAAAACCUCACUGGAAAAACAGAGACCAAAUAUAUUUUGGAAAAGAAGUAAUUUGGUGUUGAUAAAUUAAUAAAGGAAGAGAUUUGUA